CUCCUGAGUGCUAGGACUCACCGUGACGGUGCUCCUGAGUGCUAGGACUCACCGUGACGGUGCUCCUGAGUGCUGAGACUCACCGUGACGGUACUCCUGAGUGCUGAGACUCACCGUGACGGUGCUCCUGAGUGCUGAGACUCACCGUGACGUUCCUGAGUGCUGAGACUCACCGUGACGGUGCUCCUGAGUGCUGAGACUCACCGUAACUCCUCCAGCGGGCCGUGGCUUGAGGCCGAGAUAAGCAUUGGUGCGAUAAGGCUUGUCAGUGGCCUGCGGUUAAAGGUGAGACAACACGUAGGUGGGUGUUACGGUGCUCUGCUUGAAUGAGAAGUGUGAGAGGCAGCAGCAGGAUGAGAGCAGUUCUCGUGCACCAGUUCGGAGGGGUGGAGCAGAUGAAGGUCGAGGACGGUGUAGCUAUACCCUCUGUUGGUGACAAACAGGUAUUAAUCAAAGUACAUGUCUCAGGAAUAAACCCAGUAGACACAUACAUUCGUGAAGGUGCAUUCUUCAUUCUGCCCGACCUACCGUUUGUCCCAGGAUUAGACGCCGCUGGUAUUGUUGAGGCAGUAGGGAAAGGUGUUACUCACUUCAAGCCAGGUGAUCGGGUGUUCUCCUCGUACUCUACACAGUUUGGAACGCUGGCUGAAUUCACAAGUGUAGAUGAAGCACAUGUUUUUCCCUUGGACGAUAAGCUGACUUACAGCCAAGGUGCCGGAAUAGGUGUACCGUACUUCACUGCCUACCGUGCUUUGUUCCAAAAAGCCCAUGCCAAGAAAGGAGAGCGCGUGUUGGUCCACGGGGCAAGUGGUGCCGUUGGUCUGGCUGCUGUACAGAUUGGCGUGGCAAAUGGCCUACGUGUAGUUGGCACAGCUGGUACUCCAGAAGGGCUGGACUUGGUGAAGCAGAUGGGUGCAGAGGCGGUGUUUAAUCAUCGGGACAAGAAGUACAUCUCUGAGCUGCAAAAGGGCGAGAAAUUUGACGUCAUUCUUGAGAUGCUGGCGAAUGUCAACUUGGGCAAGGACCUCACGCUGAUGAAGCCACGAGGAAGAACUAUUGUGGUUGGUUCUCGGGGAACUGUUUCCAUAGACCCAAGAAACAUCAUGGGCAUCGAAGGUUCUGUGACUGGCAUGGCUCUCCAGACUGCUACACCUGAAGAGUGGAAAGAGUUGUCAGAAGGCGUGAUUGAGGGCAUCAACGCUGGCUGGGUGACGCCUGUGGUUGACAGAGAGUAUACUUUAGAGGAGGCUGGUAAGGCUCAUCAUGACAUCAUCAACUCCAAAGGUGCCAAAGGAAAUCUCGUGGUCAAGUUGCAGGACUAGCAAGAUAUCAUUAUAGCAAUAACAUGUUGAGACUACUGUAUGUCGAAGCCAUGCAAAGGGAUUGAACCCACAUUCUUGGACUCCCAACGCACACACGACACCAACUGGAACAUGAUGAGAAGCUGUACGAUGGGAUCGAACCCGCACUCCUGGACUCCCCGGGUACAUGCACUACCAAUUGAAAAAUGAUCCGAAGCCAUACAUUGGGAAUCGAACCCGAAUCCCUGAACUCCCCGGGCAUACACACUACCAUCUGAACAUUAACGAGCCCAUUGCGGUUCAGUCAGUAGUGCAUAUUUUUUUAGCUCAUUGUAUGGCCCCCAAUAUUUUCUCAUAGAUUCAUCACGUAGUUUUGAUUUCAUUAUGCAAUAUAUUGUGAUAUGAGUUGUGCACUAGUGUGGCCAUACUGCCUUUUGUUGCCUUUUCCCCGACAAUAACCAUGUACAGUACUUUAUAAAAUAAAUCCUUCACAAUA
This is a messenger RNA of Procambarus clarkii (red swamp crayfish), 1797 nucleotides long. The record is from RefSeq and is a predicted model, not a curated record. NCBI's taxonomy places the organism in Eukaryota, Metazoa, Arthropoda, Malacostraca, Decapoda, Cambaridae.